GACGUGCUUGAAAAAACGUGUUUUCUGAUAUAGCCAGAGAUGUUCGUGAUUAGAUGUAUUUUAAAUUCACAUUAUGUGUUUUAAUUAGUCGUUAAACAACUGACCUAUGUGUUUUAUAGCCCUGAUUUAGCGUUUUAUUUUCAUUGUUUACGUUUUCACCUGUUUAAAUGAACUGACGUACACCUCAGGAACUUCUCCAGUUUGUCAUCAUGCCGGUCCAGUGCAGUAACUGUGAUCAGAAGCGUGCCGUGCUGAAACGACCCAAGACUGGACACUCUCUCUGUAAAGACUGCUUCUUCUGGGCUUUUGAGGAGGAGAUCCAUCAAACCAUCAUGUCCGCCGGACUCUUUAAUCGUGGAGAGACCGUGGCCAUCGGGGCGUCAGGUGGAAAAGACUCUACAGUUCUGGCCCAUGUGAUGAAGUUGCUAAACGAACGCUAUGAUUACGGCCUGAAGCUUCUGCUGCUGUCAGUGGAUGAAGGCAUCACAGGUUAUAGAGAUGAUUCUCUGGAGACGGUGAAGAGGAACCAGCAGCAGUAUGAGCUGCCACUGAAGAUCGUGUCUUAUGAAGAGCUCUACGGAUGGACUAUGGAUGCCAUUGUGAAGCAGGUGGGCUUGAAGAAUAACUGCACGUUCUGCGGUGUGUUUCGCAGACAGGCACUGGACAGAGGAGCCAUGAUGCUGAACGUCGAUAAGAUAUGCACAGGUCACAAUGCAGAUGAUGUAGCCGAGACGGUGCUGAUGAACGUUCUGCGUGGAGACAUCGCUCGUCUUCGCCGCUGCACCGCCAUUAGCACCUCCAGUGAAGGAGACGGCGCCAUCCCACGCUGCAAACCUCUCAAAUACGCCUACGAGAAAGAAAUCGUCCUCUACGCCUACUUCAAGAGGCUGGAUUACUUCUCCACCGAGUGCAUCUACUCACCCAACGCCUACCGGGGUCACGCUCGUGCUUUCCUCAAAGACCUGGAGUCCAUCAGGCCCAGCGCCAUCAUAGACGUCAUCCACUCCGGGGAGACGCUCUCCGUGAAGGAGGGUGUGAAGAUGCCGGUGCAGGGAACAUGCUCACGCUGCGGAUACAUCUCCAGUCAGGCACUGUGUAAGUCCUGCGUUCUGCUGGAGGGCCUGAAUCGAGGUUUGCCCAAACUGGGAAUAGGGAAGCAUCACCGGCUGCACGGUAAAAUUCUGGCUCAGGAGCCUCUGACCGAGCAGGAGGAGAAAAAGCUGAAGGCUGUGGACUUUUGAUAUAAAACCACUUUUGAGUUGUGUGUGCAUGGGAUGAAUGUGUAUUAUAUACAAAGUCUGUUCGUUGAUAUAUUGAAUUUCAGCUGCAAGGAAUGGAGACCUCACGUUAAUCAAUCUGCCUAAAAGGAAACAAUUGGUCAGUUAAAAACCAGAUACACUUGUUUUGAAGCAAACAUGAACUUUAUUAGCUUGCACCACUUUCAGAAUAGGAGGAAUGGUUUUAAUUUAUUUAAACAGCAUCA
Messenger RNA from Danio aesculapii, 1483 nucleotides. RefSeq names its product cytoplasmic tRNA 2-thiolation protein 1. Lineage: Eukaryota; Metazoa; Chordata; Actinopteri; Cypriniformes; Danionidae. Bases 210 to 1241 code for a protein of 343 amino acids. Gene Ontology annotation, molecular function: tRNA binding. Gene Ontology annotation, cellular component: cytosolic tRNA wobble base thiouridylase complex; mitochondrion. Gene Ontology annotation, biological process: tRNA wobble position uridine thiolation. The transcript is spliced from 3 exons. The record is from RefSeq and is a predicted model, not a curated record.